UGAUGAAUUAAUCUAGCCUACAGUAAUAUUUAUGUAGUAUUUAAUGCCCUGCAGGUCGUUCGUCAGUGAACAAAAUCAGUCUGAAAUAAAAAAAAAAUCUUCCAGCGUCUAAAAGUUAUAGAAUAUUUUACUAUUUAAAAUUCAUAAUAAAAAAAUAAAUAAAAUAAAAAUGACAAAAUUUAAAAAGCUUAAGAUACAUGAAGCUGAAAAAAUUAACAAUCUAAUCGAUUAAGUUGAUCUGAGGUGGAUGGAUAGUUAAAUGUCUUUUAAAUAUCGUAAACUAUCCUUAAAAAUACAAUCAUAAAAUAUUAAAACAACUAAGAAAACAAUUUUUUUUUUUUUGAUGAAUCAAACUAGUCUACAGUAUCAUUUAUGUAGUAUUUAAAUGCCCUGCAGGUCGUUCAUCAGAGAGUAAAAUCAGUCUGAAAUAAAAAAAAAUCUUCCAGCGUCUUUAAGUUAAUUGACAUUACCUUGAUAAAUGUCUGUACGCAUAUUCACCCUCGGGUCGAGAAGGUUCAACAUUCCUCUGUGGACUUUAGGGAAGGGCCGUAAGGAGGGGGGGAGGAUAUAAAGACCCACCAGAGACUUCAGCAUCUGAGAGAGCAGCUUCCAGUCCCAGGUUGAAGUUUGAGAAGAUCGAAGAGCGACAACAUGAGCCACAGUCCAGAGAGGAUGUCUUCUUACCGCCGGCACUUCGAGGGAACCAUGGCCACCUCCAGUUCCUACAGGGUCCGGGUGUCCAGCCCCUCUCCCACCCGCAGGGAGACCCGACAUCGGUCUGCCAGCUUCAACAGGAGCGGAGGGUCAGUGGGGCGCAGGGCCAUCUCCAAUAAGAGCCGCAUGACCAGGUGAGCGGUAUAAAAGUGUUAUUACACGCUGUUUGGUAUUUUAACUCUUCAGCAGGAUGGAUAGACUUCAGAGAAUCUAUGAAGGCAACAAACUAAAACCUCUUUUCUGGUUCUGCCUGCAGCAGUGCGAGUAUGGGGACACUCUGUGUAGGGAUGUCGAUGGGAUUUGGGCCUAAACUGGAUCUGGAUGCCGCCUCAGCAGACAACCAGGCCUUUAUGAUGACCCGAACCAAUGAAAGACAGGAGAUGAUCGCCCUCAACGACCGCCUGGCAGCUUACAUCGAAAAGGCAAGAGGGGAAACCAAACAAAUAAUCAUCUUUUCAUUUCUUUUUGAAUAUGAUAUUAAUCAAAAUCAGUCGUGUUUGUGUGUUUUAUUUCUUCUUCUUGAAGGUGAGGAACCUGGAGUCGGAAAAUAAGCUGCUGGAGGCCGAGAUCGACGCCCUGAAGAGCCGUCAUGUGAGACCAUCAGGCCUGAGGCAGCUGUACGAGAGCCAGCUGAACGAUCUGAAGAGAGUCGCCGAGCAGAUGAGAGUCCAGAGGGUGAGGGAGGUCACGUCUCCUAUAACAUGAUUAUAUCUCUGUCUGUGUUGACUAAAACAAGAGCCAAAUGUGUGUCUUCUCUGUGCAGGAUCUGUCUUUGGAGGCCAAGGAGGCGAUGGCGGGUCAGCUGGACAUGCUCAAGUCCAAAUAUGAAGAAGCGGUGGAAGCUCGGAAGAAGACAGAGCAGGACAUCGAGAUUCUCCGUCCGGUGAGAAACUUUAGAAAACCUUCUGAUCAUUUUUAAAAACAUGUUUUUACGUGUUUUAAACUUCUGUGUCUGACAGGACGUGGAUAAAGCCACUUCUGCUCGGAUCGUUCUGGAGAAACAUCAGGAGCAGCUGGAGAUCGAGCUGGCGUUCCUGCAGAGAGUUCACAAGGAGGUAAAACAUGUUUGUCUGUCUGUGGACGACUGUGUGAGUCUGAGUCAGCAGCUGGUGACUGACAUGCCUUUCAUUUUAUCGUGAACGGUUUAAUGAGCCGGUAAUUAUCAUGACGGGUCAGACCUGAACUGAGACUCAUGAUGGAUCGAGAGUCAGAUUAAAAUACCAGGAGGAGUUUCUCACAUGUUGAGUUUAUUCUCUCAAUACUGUUUUUUCUGAUUGUCUGCAGGAAGUGGAGGAGCUGAUGCAGAGGAUUUAUUCUGCUACCUCCAAAGUGGAGUUGAGUUUUGGUCUCCCGGAUCUCUCCUCCGCUCUCAAAGAGAUUCAGUCUCAGUAUGACAGCAUCGCCGCCAAAAACCUGCAGGUAGAGAUCAGCUUCAUGUCCGUUUUGACUUCUCCAACGAGUCCAUGAUAUUCAACCUCAUAUCUUUGUGCAAAAAGUAAGAAACAACGAAGCGAAAGAUCCUCAAAAGUGAAGAUAAUCUUCUGAGUUCCUGUUUGGUCUCCAGGAAAUGGACGCUUGGUACAAAUCAAAGUUUCAGGACCUGAAUGACGCCUCUAACAAACACGCCCAAAGUGUCCGAAGUCUGAGGGAGCAAAUCGCAGCGUACAAGAAGGAUGUGAGUUUCAGAUCGAACCUUUUAUCACCCGAACAUCUGCUACUCUUCAGCUUAAAAAUAAAACCAGUGUCCGUCCGUGUUUAAGAUCCUCAACAAGCAGCGCGAGUUGGACGCUCUGCAGACCAGGAACGAGUUUUUGGAGAUUCAGGUCCGUGAAUCUUUUGAGAAACACAGAAAGAAGGAGGGAGACCUGGAGGUACGUGAAGCGAGUCGUUUCUUCACACCAAAGCGGCUCACAGACCUGAAAUUUAACUUCUCUGUCGUGUUUCAUCAGGAUCAUAUCAGCGCCGUGAAACUGGAUCUGAAGGUGACCAAGGAGAAGAUCACUCUGCUGCUGCGAGAAUAUCAGGAGCUGCUGAACGUCAAGAUGGCGAUGGAGCUUGAGAUCACCACCUACAGGUGAGGAGGGCGUCUACAGCUGCGUUUGUGUAAUGAAAUAAUAACUUUAAAGGGUUUUUGUUCCACUUCUCUCC
Messenger RNA from Xyrichtys novacula (pearly razorfish), 2862 nucleotides. The record is from the annotation of a GenBank genome assembly. NCBI's taxonomy places the organism in Eukaryota, Metazoa, Chordata, Actinopteri, Labriformes, Labridae.